AUUUUCUCUGAAUGCAGAGUAUGUGCCGUCCAAAUAUAGGGCCAAGUUACUUAUUUUCGGCACGAUCACACUUGGACGCCCGCGUGACCUAUUUAGCCGUGAGUAUCUGCGCUCGACUCUCCAGGUGUGGCUGCUGUGGUUUGGUGUGGCCUUCACCUACUACGGCAUGGUGCUAGCCAGUGCUGAAGUGCUCAGGGUCCGGAAUAAAGACACUGUACCCGACCUCUAUACGGACGUUGGGAAUGGGUACUGCUUCAGCUUGGGCCAGGGUGGGUGCCAUGUUGACACCUUUUGUGGCGCAGGUACUGCUGUCCAACUCUAUACAGGCAGCCACCUGGGUGUACGGUGCGUUGUGUAUGUUGUGUGGGAUCUCCUGUUUCCUCUUGCCCAUAGAAACCAAAGGGAGAGCCUUGCCGCAAAUGGUGUCGUACAACUCAGACACCGACACAGUUGACCUCGGGGAGAGUCUGCCGGGAUCCAGCUAUGUCUCUGAGGCUGAGGCUGAGGAACCAGCCCAUGUUGCCACUGUGUCGGGGAAGAGAGGGGCGGAGGGGAAGAGAGGGGAAGAGGAGGAGAUGUUCACUGAUUUAGGGGACGGAGGGCGGUGAUUGAGAGAGGGAGCGCUUUGGGAAGGGAUGAAAGGUAAGGGUCGGAUGGUGGGGGUGAGGGAGAGGGUUGGAAGGAGAGUGAGAGUGAGGGAGAGAGAAAGAGAGAGAUAGAGAUAGAGAGAGAGAGAGAGAGAGAGAGAGAGAGAGAAA
This is a messenger RNA of Aplysia californica (California sea hare), 758 nucleotides long. RefSeq names its product putative transporter SVOPL. Gene Ontology annotation, cellular component: membrane. Lineage: Eukaryota; Metazoa; Mollusca; Gastropoda; Aplysiida; Aplysiidae. Gene Ontology annotation, biological process: transmembrane transport. The record is from RefSeq and is a predicted model, not a curated record. Gene Ontology annotation, molecular function: transmembrane transporter activity.